Messenger RNA from Helobdella robusta, 882 nucleotides. RefSeq lists its product as hypothetical. Bases 1 to 882 code for a protein of 293 amino acids. The record is from RefSeq and is a predicted model, not a curated record. Gene Ontology annotation, cellular component: cytoplasm. Gene Ontology annotation, molecular function: tRNA methyltransferase activity. Gene Ontology annotation, biological process: tRNA methylation; cytoplasmic translation. The transcript is spliced from 10 exons. Lineage: Eukaryota; Metazoa; Annelida; Clitellata; Rhynchobdellida; Glossiphoniidae.
AUGGGGAGGUCAUCAAAAGAUAAAAGAGACAUAUAUUACAGGCUUGCCAAGGAAGAAGGAUGGAGAGCCAGGAGUGCAUUCAAGCUUCUUCAGAUUAAUGAAGAAUUCAACAUUUUUAAAGGGGUCAAGAAGGUCGUUGACCUUUGUGCUGCUCCUGGAAGUUGGAGUCAAGUGCUUUCCAGACAGCUUAGGCCUAACAAAGAAUCAGAUAGUGAUAUAAAAAUAGUGGCAGUUGAUUUGCAAGCUAUGGCACCUAUAGAUGGUGUUAUUCAAAUUCAGGGUGACAUCACACAGAUAUCAACGGCAGAAAAAAUAAUUGAACAAUUUGAUGGGCAAAAAUCAGAUCUUGUUGUUUGUGAUGGUGCUCCAGAUGUAACUGGUCUGCACGACAUCGAUGAGUAUGUACAAGGGCAGCUACUUUUGGCAGCGCUGAACAUAACAACCCAUCUGCUAAAAGACGGCGCUACAUUCGUUGCCAAGAUAUUUAGAGGAAGAGAUGUGACGACGUUAGGCUCACAGUUGAAAAUAUUCUUCCAAUCUGUUACUAUCGCAAAACCUAGAAGCAGUAGAAAUUCUAGUAUAGAGUCAUUCGUGGUAUGUGAGAAGUUCAAAUUGCCUCCAAUGUACACACCACACAUGUUUAACCCUUUACUACAUGAUGCGGCCGCUUUGGAGUUGGAAAAGUUAGAAGGUAACAAUAGAUGCAUUGUGCCAUUCAUAGCAUGCGGAGAUCUCAGUGGUUUCGACUCUGAUAUGACCUACUCUAUUCAAACACGUCCAGAUGAAGGCACGUACAUCAGCAAAGAGCCCACACAAGCACCUAUCAACCCUCCUUACCAAGAAGCUUGCGAUCGCAAAAAGAGAGAUCAACUUAUUAAAUGA